This is a messenger RNA of Dermatophagoides pteronyssinus (European house dust mite), 2573 nucleotides long. RefSeq lists its product as uncharacterized. Lineage: Eukaryota; Metazoa; Arthropoda; Arachnida; Sarcoptiformes; Pyroglyphidae. The record is from RefSeq and is a predicted model, not a curated record.
UUGUAGUGAUAAUUUUUUUCACUUUAUUUUUCGUUUAAUAAAAAAUUUUCUAUUUUGCCUUGUUUCAAUUAUAUAUUUACAUUCAUUUUCUAUGUCAUUUUUGUUUUGUUGUUUUCGUAAACCAAAACAAUUACCGUAUAAACCGAAAGUUGAAAAAAAAUUUAGACCAGUAACGAUAUCCAUACUACCGAAAAAGAAUCGAAAACGUACAAAAAAAUUAAAACAAAUGAUGUUUUAUAAUGAUUAUAUAAUUCGAAGAAUAACUGAUAAUAAUAAUAACGACAAUCAACCGCAAUCGCAAUCAUUAUCGUUGGAAUCGAAUAUUGAUGAUGAAGAUGCGGAUGAUGAAAAAAUCGAAGAAAAUUUAUCAUCAAUAUCGAUUAAUCAACAACAAGAAGAAGAAGAAGAAACGAUUGCUGAUGUCAAUGAUGAUGAUAUAACGGAAGAUAUUGAACAAUCGAUACAAUCGAUACAAUCAACAUUAUUAUUAACAUCGUUGCCAACAAUAUAUGAACAUCCAAUGGAAGAUGAUUAUUAUGAUGAUGAUAUUGAAAAUAAUAAUAAUAGUCCAUUUCAAAUGGAACCAAUUCGUUUACAUUUUACUGAUGAAAGUAGUAGUAGUCAAACAAGCAGUAGUUAUAAUAGUAACAAUGGUGGUGUUUGUUGUAUUGAUAAUAAUAAUAUUUUCAAACAACAAAUCAAUAAAUCAUCAUCCAUAUGUAAUCUUGAUCAUCUAUUUGGUUCGGAAACUAUAUCAUUUCAAUUGAAUAAUUCUGGUAAAAAAUCAACGAUUAUUAAUCGACCAAGUCGUCUUGUUAUACGUCGUAAUGAUGAUGGUUCAUUAAUUGAUGAAAUUGUUGAUGCUGAUGUUGAUGAUAAAUCAUUUGUUGAUCGUGGUAGUAUUGCUGAUUCUGGUAAACCAACUGGUAGUGGACAUGAAUCAUCACCAUUUCAAAUGAAAUUAGAACGUGGUCGUGGCAGUCGUCAUCGUUAUCAAAUUGAUCGUUGUGAAGAAUUUGGUUCGAAUGAAUGGAAAACAACAUUGGAACAAAUUUUUCGUUCACCAAAAAAAGCUGAACCGAAACCAGAACUGGAUGAUUGGAAUUUGAACAAAUUAUUUCAAGAACCUGUCCGAAAAUUGAAACAAAAACAAUCGAUUCAAUCAUUGCAACAGCAGAAAAAUAGCCAUUUAGCAAAAUCUAAACGUCGUUUUCGUCGACAACAAAAACAAAUUGAUUUUGAUAUUUUUACUUAUGAUGAUGAUUGGUCAUUGAAAAAAUUAUUUAAAUUAUCACCAUUGGCAAAUGAACGAACUGAACGACCAUCGAAUAACAAACAACCGAAAAAACAAUCAAAAGAACGGUUAUCCGAUGAUGAUAAUAUAUCCAUUGAUUCUACUUGUUUGGAUUCUGGUAUCGGUUCAUUUGAAAGUCAUGUUAGUCAGGUUGAUGAUAAUAAUAAUGAUAAUAGUAAUGGUAAUCAUAAUGAUAAUGAUGAUAAUCAUGAAAAAUUUUCAAUUGCAAAAGAAUUUUGGAAACAAUUCUGUAAUGAUCGUAUGAAAAAAUUUGAUUAUUUGCAUAUGGGCAGUCCAUCAAAGCAAUUUGCUACAAAUUCUUCAACAAAAAGUCCAAAAAUUGAAUCAUUCAAGAGUCAGAAAAAAAUCGCUACAAACUCAUCACCACCAAGUCCAACAAUUAAAGCAUUUAAAAGUCUUCCUGAACCACUUAUUCAUCAUGAAAAUAAUAAACAAACCGAACGAUUAGGAAAAUUAAAUCAAAUCAAAAAUAUUUGUCAUCAUAAUAUUGAUGAUCGUUAUGAAUUAUUAAUGAAUUUGAAACGUGCAAAAAUUGGUCAUUGUUAUGAAUAUUUAAAUGAAUUUGAAUUGAAAAUGAGAAAAUAUUUCCCCGAAUUAGAACAACAAGAAGAUCUUGGUCAAUUAUUAACAUUAUUAAUGUAUGGUAUACCAACUGAAUUAUAUUGGUUAAAUUAUUGGUUACGUUCAAAUUAUGGUUGUACAUAUAAUACAAAUACAAUUAGCCGUCAUUCAAUUGAUUUUGAUCAAUUAAAAGCAAUUAUUUUGAAUGAAGAACAAGCUUAUCUUUGUCAAAACAACAAAGAUAAUCAAAGUAAAAAUAAUUAUUCAACACCGAAUCGUAAUCGUAAUGGCAAUGAUGAUGAUGAUCAAUCGGAUCAAAUACGUUCUGUACGAUCAUGUCCAUUACCCGAAUCAUCGGUAAAAGUAAAGAAAAAUAUUAAUUUUCAAUUACAAUCAAUGCAAAUUUCCAAACAAAUUCCUUCGCCAAUACACAAAUCACCACCACAACAAAAUCAACAACAACAACUACAACAACGUCGUUGGUCAGUAUCGAUUGAUCGUCAUUUAGAAUUAAUGAAAUUAUAUCGUCAAAAUUGAUCCGGUGAAUUAUUAUUUUGGUCAUUCCUAUAAGCAUUUUUUGUUUUGUUUUUUGUUAGUUUUUUCUCGUAAAAAACUAAAAAAUUUUGUUUUGUAUUUUAUUUGAAUUUUGAAAUAAACACUAUUGCCAUCUUUUGGUGGCAAUCGAAAUUGUUCAAAA